AUUAUUUCUUUUUUAAAAACAGAAACUGACAUAAUUUCUGUUUAAAGUCUUUAAUGUGUAGCAAUUAUUUUUGAGGGAGUGGAGAGGGUGAUUCGGUCAAUACUAGUAAUUGACGUUAGGUGGCGAUAUUGUGCUUUCUAAAGUUUCCAUAGCCGUGCUCAUGAACCAUGAGGAAGUGACUGACUUUAAAGUACACUCCUGUCAAGAUGGCACCGAGUGGGCUGAAAGCGGUAGUUGGAGAUAAAAUUCUCAACGGGGUCAUCAAGAGCGUAAAGAAAGACGGAGAAUGGAAGGUUUUAAUUGUGGAUCAUAUGACCAUGAGAAUCCUGUCCUCAUGCUGCAAGAUGUCGGACAUUUUGGCUGAGGGUGUGACUAUUGUGGAGGACAUCAACAAACGCAGGGAGCCAAUCUCAAGUUUGGAGGCCAUUUAUUUGAUUACACCAGUGGAGAAGUCAGUUCGUGCCCUAAUCAAUGACUUUAAAGAUACAGCGUUUACUUACAAAGCAGCACACAUAUUCUUCACUGACACCUGUCCUGAUGCUCUCUUUACUGAGAUUGGGAAAUCCAGAGUGGCGAAGUUUGCCAAGACUUUGAAAGAGAUCAAUGUUGCAUUCCUGCCCUACGAGUCUCAGGUUUUCUCCCUGGAUGAUCCGACGUUUUUGUCCUCAUUCUACGGCUCUGCGAAAGACCACGAUAAAAACAAAAUGAUGGAAAACAUAGCCGAGCAGAUUGCAACACUGUGUGACACACUCAACGAGUACCCUGCAGUUCGAUACCGCAAGGGACCAGAAGACAAUGCUAAACUGGCUGAAGAGAUUUACCAGCGUCUUAAUGCUCACAAAGCAGACAACCCAAAAAUGGGAGAGGGUCCAGAUAAGGCACGAUCUCAGCUGCUGAUUGUUGAUCGUGGGUUUGAUCCCAUUUCGCCUGUUCUGCAUGAGCUGACCUUCCAGGCAAUGGCUUACGACUUGCUAGAUAUCAAACAAGACAUCUAUACUUACCAGUCGACCGGCAUUGGGAAUUCAAAAGCAAGAGAGGUGUUGCUGGAUGAAGACGAUGAGCUCUGGGUGCAGCUCAGGCACAUGCACAUCGCCGAUGUAACAAAGAAAGUGACAGACCUUCUUCGGACCUUUUGUGAAAGCAAGAGGAUGAGUACUGAUAAUGCCAAUAUAAAAGAUCUUUCUCAGAUGUUAAAGAAGAUGCCACAGUAUCAGAAGGAGCUCAGCAUGUACUCUACUCAUUUGCACCUAGCUGAAGCCUGUAUGAAGAAAUUCAAAGUCUCUCGUGAUGCUCUCUGUGAAGUGGAGCAGGACCUGGCAACGGGAUCAAAUGCUGAGGCAGAACCUCUAAAAGAUGCCAUGAAGAGCAUUGUUCCAAUUCUGCUCAACAGUGAAAUUGGACCUUAUGAGAAAAUCCGUAUCAUACUGCUGUACAUUUUCCACAAGAAAAAAGGCAUCGGGGAGGAGAACCUUGUCAAGCUCAUCCAACAUGCAAAUAUAACACAGGACGACAGCAAAAUUAUCUACAACAUGCAAAACCUGGGCUGUAACAUAAUAACAGGGGACCGCAAUGCUGGCAACAUGUUGCCAGAGCGAAAGGUUCGUAUGGAGAGUACGUACCAACUCUCUAGAUGGGUCCCCAUCAUCAAGGACAUCAUGGAGAAUGCUAUAGAUGACAAACUGGACAGGAAACAGUGGCCUUUCAUCUCUAAUCCAGCACCAAUCAACACGACUCAGACUGCAGUCAGCAGUGCCCGUUUUGGAAACUGGCACAAAAACAAGACUCCAACAGAGUAUCGCUCUGGCCCUCGCCUGAUUGUUUUUAUGGUUGGAGGGGUGUCUCUCUCAGAGACGCGUUCUGCUUAUGAAGUCACUCACAGCACCGAUGGAAAAUGGGAAGUGAUUAUUGGAUCCUCUCACAUCCUGACUCCAACCACCUUCCUUGAUGACUUAAAAGGCCUGAGCAAGGAGUAGCACCAAGGAAACAAGGCAGUCUUUCUUUUGACUGGUUGCUGGUUUUCUCUUUUAUAUUGUAAUAACUUAAAUUUGAAUAUGAAGAGAACUUGUAGAUGUAACUGUGGAAGGAAACAACUUAUUCUUUAACUCAGAUUAUGAUUUUAUUGUUAAUGUUUUUUUCUCUCUCCUUGAAUUAGAUUUAUGUUCUUCUGAUUGAAAAUCUAAUAAAUUAUUUAUAUAGAUAUAUGUAGUAUUUUGAUUAACCAAAUAACUAUAUAUAUGUUUGAUUCAUAAAGAUAUGUACUCAAAUAUUACACAAUGUAUUUAGUGAAAUUGUAACUUAAUGGGAUUGCAAUUAAAGUAAAAUAAUAUAAUAGGUUGAAGCUGCAUAGAAUUUUUAUUUUUUUGCUAGGGCCUUUUCCAUCUGUAAGAAAUGUUAUCUUAGAGUCUCAUCUGCUGUAAUGAAAUAUUGCACAACUUUAAUAUAUUGCUGGAAACUGGUGGGUGGGUGUUUUUGUUUCUCUAUUCAAUAAAAAAAUAAACAUU
Molecule: messenger RNA, 2501 nt
Organism: Fundulus heteroclitus (mummichog)
Lineage: Eukaryota; Metazoa; Chordata; Actinopteri; Cyprinodontiformes; Fundulidae
Gene: stxbp2
Product: syntaxin binding protein 2
Exons: 19
Coding region: 207-1973 (588 amino acids)
Biological process (GO): neurotransmitter secretion; intracellular protein transport; vesicle-mediated transport
Cellular component (GO): secretory granule; plasma membrane
Molecular function (GO): syntaxin-3 binding
Source: RefSeq, a predicted model, not a curated record